UUCGCCGCCGACAAAAACAGAAUAAAGUGAUGCCGCAACGCCUUUGUGAAAAAUACAUACGGCUUUGUAUUAUAUUUGUGUUUUUGCAGACAAGGGGUUACAUUUUUCGUCGUUGAUUUAUUGUUAUUUAUAUGUAGAAAUGGCUUCGCAGCCUGUAGAGACCCAAGGGCUGCAGCAAAAGUCCAAACGACCUUCAGAUUCUGCCUUUAAACAGCAACGUUUACCAGCAUGGCAACCUGUUCUGACCGCUGGCACAGUUCUACCAACGUUUUUCAUCAUCGGUAUACUCUUCAUACCAGUCGGUGUAGCUCUAUUGUACUUUUCCGAUGAAGUUAGCGAACAUGUUAUAGACUAUACAGAUUGCCUUAAAGUUGGCCAAAAUAAUGUUACAUGUUCGUAUUACAUUGAACAGAAUCCAAGUUCAACAUGCCAGUGUGAAAUUACUUUUACCCUAGAUAAAGAUUUUGUGGGAAAUGUUUAUAUGUAUUAUGGCCUUAGCAAUUACUACCAAAACCACAGACGAUAUGUAAAAUCUCGCGAUGAUGAUCAACUGCUUGGACGUUUGUCACAGACACCAUCCACAGAUUGUGUACCAUUUGCCUAUGAAGAUGAUCCGAUAACUGGUGUCCAAAUGCCAAUUGCUCCAUGUGGUGCUAUUGCAAAUUCACUUUUUAAUGAUACCUUGUCAUUAGAGUAUAACAACAAAUCUGUUCAAUUGCUAAAUACUGGCAUUGCAUGGCCCUCGGAUAAACAAGUGAAAUUCCGUAAUCCUCAAGGUAGUCUAGAAGCAGCUUUAGAGAAAUUUGCCAAACCUAAAUUUUGGAGCAAGCCAUUAUGGAAAUUGGAUCCUGAAAAUCCCGAUAACAAUGGUUUUCAGAAUGAAGAUCUAAUUGUUUGGAUGCGUACCGCUGCCCUGCCCAGUUUCCGUAAAUUAUAUCGACGCAUUGAUCAUAGUAAGCCCAAUUUUGAAAAUGGCUUAAAAAGUGGACCUUACAAAUUAAUCAUAGAUUAUCGAUAUCCCGUUUCGGCCUUUGAUGGAUCCAAGAAAAUGAUUUUAUCCACAACAUCAUUGCUGGGCGGAAAGAAUCCAUUUUUGGGCAUUGCAUAUAUUGUUGUUGGCUGUAUCUGUCUUAUACUUGGCAUUGCAUUGUUGAUCAUACAUAUCAAGUGUAGUAAAAGCAAUUCGGAAAUGAUCAAUGUUAAUCCUCGUACACCAUAUUCAUAAAUGAUCACAAAAAAUCCAAAGAAAAAUCCUGCAUAUGUGUAUGUCUGUAGUAUGUGAACAUGCUAAAACUAUUGCCGUAUUUCUAAGCAGUCCGGUCCUUCAUUGCAUUGUGUUAGUUUAUAAAAGACGUAUAUACUACGAUAUAACGAAACAAAUAAAUAUUAUUAGAUGUUUUAAUAUGAUUCUACUGAGAAACUGUCUAGUGUCUUACUAUAAUAGUAUUGUUUAUAUUUGAUAAGCAUUUGUUUUUUAUUUGAAUUUCUUUUCAAUUUACUUUAAUCUUACACCUAAUUAUUUUUUUAAAUAAGAUUGUCGUUUUGUAAAAUCUAAAUGGUAUUUAAAUUCUGCUUACCUCUUUUCUUAAAUGGGGAAAAAAUGUCUAUGUGUAGUUUUUUUUGCGAUGACAUUUCAUUGUUAUAAUUGUUGUUUUUUAUUAUCAUAUAAGCACAUAAUUUAUAAAUCACUUGUGAUCUUUUUAAUAAACAUUAUACAAACCAAUUAAA
Messenger RNA from Musca domestica (house fly), 1728 nucleotides. It is a transcript of the gene CDC50, whose product is annotated as cell cycle control protein 50A. The record is from RefSeq and is a predicted model, not a curated record. Lineage: Eukaryota; Metazoa; Arthropoda; Insecta; Diptera; Muscidae. The transcript is spliced from 8 exons. Bases 140 to 1225 code for a protein of 361 amino acids. Gene Ontology annotation, cellular component: Golgi apparatus; endoplasmic reticulum; plasma membrane.